AAUUCCUGGAGAGCUUGACUGUCGUAGCAUUCUAUCCACACUUCUUCCAGAUAAUCAAGAUCUACAAAUUCGUAAAAUGACUCAAAAAGAAAUACAACGAUUACUAGAUGUCUCACUCAGUCUUCACAUCCAAGACAGUACUCCCAGCAUAAGAGAUAAGGCUCGUCUGAACGCAAUUUCAACCCCACACUCCGGAUCAUGGCUGCGGGCAUUACCCAACACAAAUCUCGGCCUCGUCAUGUCUCGGGAGGAAUUCCUGGUUGCUCUGCGUCUUCGCCUCGGUAUUGCUGUUUUCCCCUCUUCUCCACUUCUUGUUCGGUGUCCAUGCGGUCAAGUAAUUGACAAAUUUGGAGACCAUGUUCUUGGUUGUGGUUCUGGGCCGCUUCGCUUGAAGCGCCACAAUGCUCUAUGUGAUAUUCUGUAUCGAUAUCUGCUAGUGGAUAAUGCUGGGUCUCGUAGAGAACAGUGUUUCUCCAGCGAAAGUAACGACAGGCCUGGAGACGUCUUCCACCCGGAUUUCUUACAAGGAAAAGCUGCUUUUUUUGACAUCUCAGUUAGAAAUUCUUUUACCAAUCAUUUCAUCAACAGUUGCUCUACCAAAGCAGGAGCUGCCGCCGAAGCUGGCGAAGUUCAGAAAGACCUUCGCUACGAUUCAGACGUCACAAGCGCAGGAGCCAGUUUUUACCCUAUGAUUGUUGAGACAUAUGGAACAUGGUCCACAUACAGCUUGGAGAUCAUAAAAGUGAUUGCAAGGAAAACUUCAGUUUUGAACAAAUUACCUGUUAGCAGAAUAGUAUGUAACAUACAUGAACAACUAGCAGUACGACUUUGGCAGUAUAAUGCCAGGAUGGUUUUGGACAGGCUACAUUUGGUCUGUCAUGGAGAGUAAAAUAAAAUAAA
Molecule: messenger RNA, 900 nt
Organism: Corticium candelabrum
Lineage: Eukaryota; Metazoa; Porifera; Homoscleromorpha; Homosclerophorida; Plakinidae
Exons: 1
Coding region: 77-889 (270 amino acids)
Source: RefSeq, a predicted model, not a curated record